This is a messenger RNA of Styela clava, 3115 nucleotides long. Its product is annotated as atlastin-3-like. Gene Ontology annotation, molecular function: GTP binding; GTPase activity. Lineage: Eukaryota; Metazoa; Chordata; Ascidiacea; Stolidobranchia; Styelidae. The record is from RefSeq and is a predicted model, not a curated record.
UAUGGUCAUUGUCAACCAAUCGAUGCAUCGACUUCAAUAUUGGAUGACGAAAAAUGGCUAUCAAGUUUGCAAACACCAAAAAUGCCUGUUUAACGAUUGUUGGUCGUUUGAUUGAAUUUAAAUUUGGAUCAUCGGAUUUAAAAAUGUUUUAGUGAGAUGCGCGACUUAAGUUACAGUUGACUGUCGAAGUGAACACAAUCUUUUUUAUGAGUUACGUAUAUGAGUGGUAUACAACAACAACGUCACGUAAGACUGUAAGGAGGUUAUUGCAGAAAGACAGACGUUUGUUAAGCAUAGCAAGAAGUUGUUAAGGGCAUGGCUUCCUCAAGACCUAAUACGGGCCAUGCUGUUCCAAUAAUGCAAUGCAAAGGCAAUGGUGCAAUUGAACUCGACCACGUUGCUUUGACUCACAUAUUCCGUCAUCCAGAUGUACAAGACAAGCCGGUUUGUAUUGUUUCCAUAGCUGGAGCAUUUCGAAAGGGGAAGUCAUUCAUGCUGAAUUUCUUUCUACGUUAUUUAAGAAACCAAGGGUAUAAAAAUCCCAAUUGGCUAGGAUCUGUAACUGAGCCUCUUCAAGAUGGUUUCGAAUGGAAGGGUGGAAUGAAUGCCUGCACAAACGGCAUUCUAAUCUGGAACCAAAUUUUCACCGUGAAAAAAAACGGGGAAGAUGUUGCAGUUAUGUUGAUGGAUACACAGGGCCUUUUUGACAAUAAAACUGACAAUAAAACAAACACAUUGAUAUUUGCUCUCAGCACGUUGAUAAGUUCAGUCCAAAUAUUCAACUUGAGUCAACAAAUUCAAGAAAGUGACUUGGGGUUUCUCCAGUUCUUCACCGCUUAUGCUCAAGCAGCAAGACAGGCUGAGGGUGCUAAAAAUAUCAAGCCGUUUCAGACAUUGAUUUUCCUUGUGCGAGACUGGCAAUGGGGGGAGCAAAUAGAAUACGGAAUGAGCGGUGGAAAGAGAUAUCUUCGAAAAAUUUUAUCCAGUGAUUCGUCAACAAGUGAAGAACUUAAGGCGGUCAGGCAACAUUUGAAUUCAAGUUUCAAUGAUACAAGAUGUUGUCUUAUGCCAUACCCGGGAAGUACUGUCGCAGGAACGAUGGCUUUCAAGGGGAAAAUGAAAGACAUUGACAGAGCAUUUGUACAACAAGCAGUUGCACUCACUGAAAAUAUAUUCAAGCCUGAAAAUCUCGUUGUCAAGAAGAUUAAUGGAAAAGAUGUCACUUCACUUACAAUUCUUAAAUACGUGUUAGAUUGUGGCAACAGUUUAACAGACGGAAAACUACCCAAUCCAAAAACUAUGAUGGAGAACGUGGCAGAAGCUCAAAACUUACAGUCCCAGAGGCGUUGUGGUGAGAACUAUACAAGUAUUAUGAGAGAGGUUCUUGGAGACAAGUUUGUCGAGCAACAAUUUUUUGCGGAAAUGCACGAACAGGCUAAAAGCAACGCAAUGCGUGAAUUUGAAGAAUUCACAAGGUUUGGGAGUGAGCAAAGUCGACAAAAAUAUCGGGAAUAUUUGAUACAUACUAUCGACAGAGAAUACGACAUUUUGAGACAACUUAACAAAAGCAACAAGAUUGAGUCGGAAUCGUCAGUGUUAACUUUGAUUCAAAAUUUGACAGAUACGUAUGAAGAUAAUAUGAGACAGGCGAUCGAAGGAAGCAAGGUUCUGACUGAAAAAGAAUUGGAGAAUAUGAAUAUAUUAUUCACCACCGAAGCGUACGAUCUUUUUGCCGACUCAAACGUUAAUCAAGAGCAGAAAAGCCGAUACUUCGACAAACUACAAAAUAGAAUCGAGAGAGUGCACGAUAUCAUCAAGAAAGAUAACGACGAUAAGAUGAAAAUUGCUGAAGAACAAAAUGGAGUGGAACGGCAUUUACUGAAGAUGCGGCUUGAAUAUUCGAUGCAAUACAGAGGAGAACUGCGAAAGAUGGUAGAUGAAUAUGCAUCUGAAGACGACUUACAGAAAACUGGUGCCGAUCGACGAAGAGACUUGAUUGACUCGCUCAAGAUAAAAGUUCUGGAGCAUGGAUUAUCAGAAAAUUCGUCGAUAUGGAAAAAACAUGUAAAAGGCCUUGAAGAUAAACUUGAUGACGAAUUUAACCAAAUACAGAGAAUAAACUCCGAAAAGACGGCAAAUCUGGAAAAGCAACUGGAGACACUACAGAAUCAAGCUUAUUGUGCAUACGAAGAAUAUUUUUCACAGCUUCUCAAAGACACUUACAUGGAAAAUGAUAAUUUAUUUGCAAAACAUACAGAAGUUGUAAAUAAUCUAUUGAUCAACAUGAAAACAGCUGUUGGCAAUUCUUCUAUUGCUACCAGAUACAUUAUGGAAACUGAGCAGGGUCUAAAUGAUAGGUAUUCUGUUACACAAAAAUGGAACGAAAAAAACAACUCUUUUUUUCGUAAAUGCUUCAAAUUUGUCAAAGACUAUGUUAUUCCAGUUGCAUCUGUUGCCAUACCAGCUAUAGUUGGUGCCUUCAUGAGGCUUCGGCUUCCGCUGUAGACGCUGGCGUGACUACCACGACUUCUAACAACUGAUAAAAUCAACAUCACCAGUAUUUAAGUAUUUUAUUUCUUCUUCGAUAGAGCUUAUCAAAUACAUCGGACUAUUAAACGUGAUUUACAUAACAUAAUAAACAAUAUGCCAAUUUACGUUGCAUUCUGAUAAAAAUGUAUUGAUAUCAAUGCUAUAAAAAACGAUUUUUAUUUACGUCUUUAUGUUAUAAUUAUACAAUUUAACGCUUUUUCGUAAUUACUAAACAUCUACUUUGCAAUAUGUCAAUUUUUUCCAUAAAAAUGUAAAUAUCGAUGCUGUAAAUAAAAAAUUUAUUUUCAUUUGUUUAUGUUAUAUCAUUACAGUUGAACGCUUUUUUGCAAUUACUGACGUAUCUAUUCUGCAAUUGGGCAAUAUUUGCCAUAAAAAUUGAAUUUCCAUGCUGUGAAUAAAAAAUUUAUUUCAUAUGUUUAUGUUAUAUCAAUACAGUUUAACGCUUUUUCGCAAUUACUGACGUAUCUUCAUUGCAAUUGUUGAAUUUUUCAAAACAAAAUGAUUUGUCUGCUAAGGCGUUUUAUAAUCAGUUGAUACUUCUGUGAACAAAGUUUAUUGCACUCGU